ACUCUCACGGCCGCCAUGAUUCUUGUUUGCUUUCAGUGAGAAACAGCGGAUACAAAGUGGAGCAGAAACAAAGGAAACGCGCAGUCGGCUUCGUGAACUGGUAUGCUCUUACAGUAUUACAGGGAUGCCCAAGGAAAAAUAUGAUCCGCCAGACCCAAGGCGGAUGUACACUAUAAUGUCGAGUGAGGAGGCAGCUAGUGGGAAGAAGUCAUACUGGGCCGAACUGGAGAUCAGUGGCAAAGUGAGGAGCCUGAGCACAGCGUUGUGGUCUCUUACCCAUCUGACUGCUUUGCACAUCAGUGACAACUCCCUCUCACGCAUCCCUCCGGACAUUGCCAAACUACACAACCUGGUGUACUUGGACCUCUCAUCCAAUAAGAUCAGGAGCUUGCCUGCCGAGCUAGGCAACAUGGUAUCUCUCAGGGAACUGCUUUUAAAUAACAACCAGUUGCGAGUCCUGCCUUUUGAGCUUGGAAAAUUGUUUCAGUUACAAACCUUGGGUUUAAAAGGAAACCCACUUGCACAAGACAUCAUGAACCUCUACCAGGAACCCGAUGGAACGCGCCGGCUCCUGAACUACCUGCUGGACAAUCUUGCAGGCACCAAGCGCGUCUCCACAGAGCAGCCCCCUCCUCGCUCAUGGGUACAUCUCAAGGAUCCUGACAGGACACGACCAGCAGCAUUGUUCUCUGUGAUGUGCUACAACGUACUGUGCGAUAAGUACGCCACACGCCAGCUCUACGGUUACUGCCCGUCCUGGGCUCUCAACUGGGAGUACAGGAAAAAGUCCAUCAUGCAGGAGAUCCUCAGCUGCAGUGCAGAUAUCAUCAGCCUACAGGAAGUGGAGACGGAGCAGUACUACAACUUUUUCCUGGUGGAGCUCAAAGAGCACGGAUAUGAGGGUUUUUUCAGCCCCAAGUCUCGUGCCAGGACCAUGUCGGAGUCUGACCGCAAACACGUGGACGGCUGUGCCAUCUUCUAUAGGACCGAGAAGUUCAGCCUUGUGCAGAAACACACAGUGGAGUUUAACCAGCUGGCCAUGGCUAACUCAGAGGGCUCCGAGGUCAUGUUGAACAGGGUGAUGACCAAGGACAACAUUGGGGUCGCUGUGCUCCUGGAGCUGCGCAAAGAGAUGAUUGAGCAAUCUGCAGGGAAGCACUUGCCUAGUAUGGAGAAGCAGCUGCUGUUGAUGGCUAACGCUCACAUGCACUGGGACCCGGAGUACUCGGAUGUAAAGCUCGUCCAGACCAUGAUGUUCCUAUCAGAAGUGAAGAACAUCGUGGACAAGGCCACGCGCAGCCUCAAGCUCUCCUCUGUGUCCGGGGAGACCAAUGCCAUCCCUCUUGUCCUGUGCGCUGACCUCAACUCGCUGCCUGACUCGGGUGUGGUGGAGUACCUGAGCACAGGCGGCGUGGACAGCACCCAUAAGGACUUCAAGGAGCUGCGCUAUAUCGACUGCCUGACCAACUUUAACUGUAAUGGCAAGAACGGCACAUCCAGCAGCAGGAUCACGCACGGCUUCAAGCUAAAGAGUGCCUACGAGAACGGCCUGAUGCCUUAUACCAACUACACCUUUGACUUCAAGGGCGUGAUCGAUUACAUCUUCUACUCUCAGCCUCUGCUGAACGUGCUGGGCGUGCUCGGCCCACUGGACCCCCACUGGCUCCACGAGAACAAUGUCACUGGCUGCCCGCACCCACACAUCCCCUCCGAUCACUUCUCCCUGUUUGCACAACUCGAGCUGCUCCUGCCCCUCUCGUCUUUGGUCAACGGUCUCCACGUGCCUGGCUGCAGGUAGUUCUCCGAGCUCCGAGGCAGCUCCCGGCCCCGCCUCACACCUGACCCUCUGCAGGGAGAGAGUGAGCGAGAGCGAGGGAUGGAGAGAGGCAAAGCCUGUUGUGUACAAAUCUCAGUCCAGUAGGAGGAGUUGGGGUAUGGCUAAACUUUUAUUACCGAUGGAUUUUAACUGACGCAGACAUUUGUCAGUCUUAUCUGUACCACCUGUUUCUUUUUGUUGUCUUUUUUUUUUUUUUUUUUUUUUUUUUUUUGGUUCUCUUUUUCUGGGCACAAGUACAAUGUUAUCUACUUUUUCACACUGUAUCCCAAACCCAGAUGGUUCUGAGUAUACCUUGUAUAUUUUACCUGAAGACAAUGGUCGACGCUUUUAUAUAAAAAUAUGGCAAUACCUUUUCAGACACAAGCAGGGAGUCCAGACCAAGCAAGUUCAUCAGAUUUUCUAUUUUGGUCCAUGCCAAUUUUUUUCUGAGGCCAGUUCAGAGUGAGCAGCUAAAUUUAAUAGGAAUCGUUGAUCACACCAGCUUUAGAGCGACGAUCAUUUAGUCCAUUCUACCAUAAAUGCCCUUGUUAGCUAAAGGGCUUUUUAAAUGUGUGCAGAGAAUGAGAGCAGGUCACUCUCACUUGUGCAUUCACCAUGGUGCUGAGGCAUCUUCUGGUGCAGCAGCUGAGCGGUGUGUUUAAUUCACCAGCCUCAGAGACUCCACACGCCACCGGACUGCGUCCAUCUCGGUGCAAUCAGUUUAACGAACAGCUGCGCGAAGUCAGCCAUGCCCAGUGUUUUAAUCCUGUUUAAAGUGAUGUGGAAUUUCAAAGUGCAAGGCCUUGAUGUGUACAGCGAGAUUAUCAUUAAGUGUCAGAGAGAUUAGCAGGAGAAGGGAAACACACUGUGUUUUGGCGUGUACAGGUUGCGUUUGGGACGCACUCAUUACAGAAGCAGCUUAGACUAGCCACCCUCACACUGAGCAGUGCAUUGCUUUAUCUGACAAAUGAGCAUUUCUUUUAAUUCCACAUGAUUGUAUCGAAACCACAAAGUCCUAAUCGUUUAGUGUACAUAAAACAGAUUCAGAUUUGAACACGCACAUGAUUGUAUUGUAAAUGAAAGCUAAAUUUCUAUCCAUUUUUGAUGUAUUGAACAUGCAAAAUGACAGGCAUGUGGGCUAUACAAGAGCAAGAAACCAAUUUCCACCCUUUUUUUUUUUUUUUUUUGCGCUGUAUAAAUUUGCACGAUUUUUAUUCCCCCUGUCCCUGUGUUUUCUUUUUUUUUCUUCCCCUUUUUUUUCUUUUUUUUCUGUGCAACAUUGUGCCUCACUGCUCCUUUCCUGCAAGCGCACUGCCACUUCUCUCCUGGACAGCCUCGAGCAUUUCCUGUGCUACAGUGUUUGUUUUUUUUGGGUUUUUUUCCCUCUCGUAAAUAUAGCUGUUGUCUUUCACUGAUUGGCACCAUGCUUCCCCUCUUGCCCAUUUUUCAUCAGACUUACUGUGCAAUGUCUGUAGACUAAUCCCCCAUUCACAGUUUACUGCCACUUCUCCUGCUCAACUCAGGCGAUGAUUUAUUAUUUUUUUUUUCCCCUUCUUUUCUUUCUCUCCUCUUCCUCCCCUCCUCUUAUUUUCAGUUCCCCCAGCUCUUGUGUCCAGUUAGGUCUUGAACUUCCCUCACUACUGCUAGACCACAGCUGUCUGCUCUCUUUUGUUGUGCCAUCUGAUGCAUUUUGCUGCAAAGCCAAGUGUAAAGCUCUUCUUCAGCUACUACUGUAAAAUGAAAAUGGCGGCGACGUCGUUCGUGCUGCGUCUGCUCUCGGCCAGAGCUAUGUGUACGUAGUGUGGUCCAGUCUUGUUGGUUUCUAUUAAGCAUCAACCCAUGAUUAAUGUCACUGAUAUGUGCUCACAAGGCCAAUCUUUCUUUCUUUUUUUUUUUUUUUUUGGAUAAAUGUUUUCUUCCUUCUUAAGUUUGUCAUGUUUUAAAAACGGAAUGGAUUGACAAGCACUUAUUGUGUAUCACUAGUGCAGCUACCCAUUUUUUCUCCUUCUGUUUUUUACGAAAAGAUACUUUUGCCCCGAGGCAGAAGUCAGUUUUAAUGACUUUUACUGAGCAGUGGUUAAGGCAUUACAAGACAAACCACCCGUCUCACUGCCAGUGUCUGUUUUAAUUUCUUCUUUCUCAGUCUCUUUCACCCCUCCUUCUUUGGGUUGUUUUUUUAAUCAAAAGCAACUUGUCUGGAUAUUAUAUUGGAUUGCUGAUGGUGUUGUAGCUAAAAAGAGGAUUUUUUUUUUUUUUUUUUUUGUAAAGUGUGAAUAAAUUAUGUAUCAAGUUUCCUUUCUUUGACAUGAAUUGUGUUGUAUGUAUCAUGAUAUCUAUUAGUUGUUUUUUGUCGUUCUUUUUUCAUUUUGCUCAUGUUUGCUUUUUUGUAAUACUCAAAACCAAAUUUUUUGUAAAGAUGUUGGCACACUGAAUUAUAGAUUUGUAUGGUUGCUAACUUUCACUUCAAGAUACUUUUAAGGAAAAAAAAACUUCAGUGAAAUCUAGAGAAAAGUCACAGAGAAAUAAAGAGCUGUCAUUUGUCACCAAACGCGAUUUCUUAAAGCUUUAUGUGACAUUUCACCUGGUUUGGAAAGCAUAUAUUCGAUUAGUUUUGGAAGCGUAGAUGCAGCACUGCCCUUGUUUCCUGUCGUUUUUUCCUGUUUUCCUUGUCUUUGGUAAUUUCACAAGCUCUCACUGGAGGAAAGGUGUUAAGGUUAGAAUGUAGGAGGCAGUGCAGAGACAUGUCUGGCCUCCUGAAUUCUCACACACUCUCACACACACACACACACACACACACACUGCUGGUUGUCCUCCUUGUGCUCUCUUCCGUACUUUUCAACUCAUGAAAAGCCAGUCACUUCUGAUACGUGUGCAUGUUUAGUUACAUUGGCUACCAUCAUAGCUGUUUGGGGAUUUUUUUUAUUAUUAUUAUUAUUAUUAUUAUUAUUUUUAUAUAUAUAUAUAUAUAAACACCGCUUGUGAACAACAUCAUGACUCGGCAUCAUUCUAUCAAGUCUCCUUACUCGAAUCCUGGCAAUAAUACUUUCCCCUAAUGCAGUUUUUUUUUUAAUUUAUUUAUUUUUAUUAUUAUUAUUUUUUUUUUUUACUUUAAAAAAACACCCUUUCAAAUCGCCUUCUCAGAAAUGUCUGGCUUUACCAUACUUUUUGCUGUUUGUCUUUCCCCUCUCUUUUUCUUUGCCCCUCUCUUUUUCUUGCUCUCGUCAGUAGGGUUAGUCAUGCAAUGGUAAGGAUUGUGAUUGAGCUGGAAGUCAAUAAGUAUUUAGGAAAUGUCACUAUAUGAUGCACUGGACCAACUCUUGUUUACCAUUUAUGGAAUACCAGCAAAACACUUGCACAAUGUUUUAAAAAGAAUGUUAAAUAUAUAAAUAUAUAUGAAGAAAUAUAGAUAUGAAAAAAUAAUGGCAGCUGUUUUUAUUCUAAUAUUAGGAAGUGUUUAAAAAAACCUAAUGGUAAACAAGGCGUUUUGGGUUUUUUUUUUUUCUCCUCUUCCCGUUCUCUUGGUUCUUCUCUUCUGAGUAGUGGUGUGUUUAUAACAGGGUCAGCUUGUUUCCUCUACACCUCUGUAUUUUUUCCUACCCAUGGUCAAAUAAAUUCUACAUCUGUUUCAAA
Molecule: messenger RNA, 5446 nt
Organism: Pangasianodon hypophthalmus (striped catfish)
Lineage: Eukaryota; Metazoa; Chordata; Actinopteri; Siluriformes; Pangasiidae
Gene: cnot6a
Product: CCR4-NOT transcription complex, subunit 6a
Exons: 12
Coding region: 125-1798 (557 amino acids)
Biological process (GO): nuclear-transcribed mRNA poly(A) tail shortening
Cellular component (GO): cytoplasm; nucleus; CCR4-NOT complex
Molecular function (GO): protein binding; poly(A)-specific ribonuclease activity
Source: RefSeq, a predicted model, not a curated record